AUGGCUCGAUCUCCAGGCAUGGAUGACACCCGUCGACGCCAGCUUCAUAGCUGCGACCCCUGCCGUAAAGGCAAGCGGCGCUGCGAUGCACCGAAGAACCGAAAAGACACUGGCUUCCUUCUCUGUUCUAACUGCAAGCGAUGGAACAAAGAGUGCACCUUCAACUGGCUGUCCUCAAAACGCGAUGACUCCACAGGAGCUCGGCGGAGAGCAAAAGCCAAACGCCAAGAAAAUUCUCAGGUCGACGAACUUGCUUCAUCUAUGAUCUCGCAUGUCCCUGCUCCAAACGAAGUUUCUCUUGCCCCUCAAUGGCAUCCCGCCAUUUCCGAUGACAUCCUGGCUUCUAGCCAUGCCGCAAACACUGCUAGUGGUUUCUCAUUCCCUUCUCAUCCGGAAGUGUUUAUCGGAGGAUCAGAGGGGACAGGGUCAAGCGUUGAUCAGUUUGACUUUCUUUCUUGGAGCAUGGAUAAUCCAAUUGAUUGGCAAAUCAGCGCUACAAGCCAGGAAUCCGAAAAAGUUUUCCGGCGUCUGGAAUCCCAAGCAGUCUUUCACAACACCAAUUAUUUUCAUAGUCCCCCCGAAACAACCGAACAGUCUGAAAACGAGUUCACACCCUUCUCGCAUAAACCCAAGGCCUCAGGGCUCAACCAUCUGGGACUCAACUACCCAUCAACACCUACCUCUGUUCAACGAUCUAGCCCCAAUUCUACGUCCAAUUUUUGCAUUGCUUCGGAAAAUGCAGCGAACCAAUAUGCCCGCUCAACAAUGACGCGAAACCUGAUACGAAUAUACCAUGACAGUAUGGAAAACGCAUUGUCAUGCUGGCUGACGGAGCACAACUGUCCUUACAGUGACUCAACGAUCAGCUCCAUGAUACCACUACGUGAGAGAAAGGAAUGGGGUCCCAAUUGGUCAAACAGAAUGUGCAUCCGGGUAUGCCAGUUGGAUCGUGCCGCUUCGUCGAUAAGAGGGCGAGUACUAAGCGUGGAGGAAGAUAGAACCGCCGCUCGAGUGCUCCAUCUCGCCAUUAUUGCGUUUGCCUCGCAGUGGACUCAACACGCACAGAAAGGCACAGGAUUGUCCGUUCCAGAGCCAAUUUCUCGUGACGAGAGAUCUAUUCGAGAGUAUGUCUGGAAUGAAGCACGCCAUGGCCUAGAGCGUUCAACUAGGAUACCAUCCUUCCGCAUCAUCUUCGCAAAUAUCAUCUUCUCUUUGACACAAAGCCCGCUUGACAAUAAUCAAGACAAAGGUCUUGGUCAACUUUUGGAAAAUGACGGCGCUCCGAUAUUCUUGGAAACUGCCAAUCGCCAGCUAUUCACAUUCCGCCACAAAUAUGUUCGACUUAUUCGAGAGUCGCCUCCGAAAUUGAAAGAAUCUCGAAGAGGAUCGAUAGGGUCAGAAUUUACCCCCGAAUCAGACACAUUGAAUACGUCGGCGUCUUCGGCCGCGGACCCGAUUAUCGCCAGUCAGGAGCACCGCAGCACAUUAAGCCUUCUCUUUUGGCUUGGCGUCAUGUUCGAUACCCUGAGUGCAGCGAUGUACCAACGCCCAUUGGUGGUAUCGGAUGAAGAUAGCCAAAUUGCAUCGGCCUCUCCUGAAGUCCCCGACUCGGAAGACCAGCUUCAGUUCAGCAUUGAGAAGACACCCUGCAGGAAACAAGACGUCUGGGGGGAGUUUUUCCUCCAUCCCGCUCCGCAUCAAGAUCUGAGUCGAGUGCAAUUAAGGUGGCCAUGCUCCUACGAAAAGGCAGCAUCCGUACUCUCAGAAGCAACACCCGUCAAAGUUCUGCUUUAUCGCCGAGUCACACAGCUACAAACCUUGGUGUAUAGAGGAGCCAGUCGUGAGCGUCUAGAGGAGGUUAUACAGAAGACUCUCCUUGUUUACCAACACUGGAACUAUACCUACCAGCGAUUCAUGCUGGAUUGCGUCGAGAACCACGAGCUACUGCCUUCCCGCAUCCAGUCUUGGUAUGUCAUUCUUGACGGCCAUUGGCAUCUUGCUACGAUGCUUUUGGCCGACACUCUAGAAGGCAUUGACAAAGGAAGUCUCGGCUCGGAGAGUGAGCGUGAAGCUCGAAAAGCUACGGAAUUCGUUUCAAUGCUGAGAAUAGAACAUGCGUUUGCGGUGGGCUCACUUGCUCGUGCCUCGCUGCAUGGGCAAAAUCCAUCUAUGUAUCAGAAUUUUCACGAUUCGCUCAACGAGGUUGCGUUCUUGGUUGAGCCGUGGACUGUUGUUUUGAUCCAUUCGUUCGCUAAGGCGGCAUAUAUCUCUUACGAAAGAAUGGAUAUGUCAGACGAGCACAGUAUGUUAGCCGAUUCUUUCCGACAGAAUUGCGAGUUUUGUAUUUGCGCAUUGCAGUACCUUGGAAGGAAGUCCGAUAUGGCAUUCAUGAUAGCUCGAAAUUUGUCGAGAUCUUUGAGCAUGAAGCUCACUCGGAUGUUAUGA
Penicillium argentinense is the source of this 2445-nucleotide messenger RNA. Its product is annotated as Zn(II)2Cys6 transcription factor domain-containing protein. Gene Ontology annotation, molecular function: DNA-binding transcription factor activity, RNA polymerase II-specific; zinc ion binding. The record is from RefSeq and is a predicted model, not a curated record. The coding region runs from base 1 to 2445 and encodes 814 amino acids. Gene Ontology annotation, biological process: regulation of DNA-templated transcription. NCBI's taxonomy places the organism in Eukaryota, Fungi, Ascomycota, Eurotiomycetes, Eurotiales, Aspergillaceae. The transcript is spliced from 2 exons.